This is a messenger RNA of Cygnus atratus (black swan), 2960 nucleotides long. It is a transcript of the gene BLVRA, whose product is annotated as biliverdin reductase A. Gene Ontology annotation, molecular function: zinc ion binding; biliverdin reductase [NAD(P)H] activity; nucleotide binding. The record is from RefSeq and is a predicted model, not a curated record. Gene Ontology annotation, biological process: heme catabolic process. Gene Ontology annotation, cellular component: cytoplasm. Lineage: Eukaryota; Metazoa; Chordata; Aves; Anseriformes; Anatidae.
GAUGGCAGGGCGAGCGGGACAUUGAUAUGCUGCUGCUGCUGCAGGGCGUUGUAUAAGAAGGAGCUGCAGGGAGCGGAGGAGAAUUAAGCAGGAUCACAUUUCUCCUCUGUGAAUGGAAGAGAUUAACAAAAUGUUUGGGACUGUGGUGGUUGGAGUUGGAAUUGCUGGCUUAGCACGGAUCCGAGACUUGAUGAACCCGAUGCCUUCCAGCCCUUCUGAGCAUCUGAAACUCCUUGGAUUUGUAUCCAGGAGAAGUUUUGGCAGUAUUAAUGAAGCCAAGCAGAUUAGCCUGGAAGAUGCUCUGAGAAGCAGGGAGAUCCAUGCAGCCUUCAUCAGUACAGAGAACAGAAGCCACGAAGAAACCAUCAGAAUGUUUUUAGAAGCUGGGAAACAUGUCCUUGUUGAGUACCCCAUGGCUUUGUCUGCAAAGGCGGCCCAUGAACUCUGGGAGAUGGCUGAGCAGAAAGAUAAAGUUCUUCAUGUGGAGCACAUUGAACUUCUGACUGAAGAGUACAAGCAGCUGAAAAAGGAAGUGGCUGGGAAAGACCUAGUGAAAGGAACAUUGCAUUUCACAGGUAGUGUCCUUGAUGAAAAGAAAGCAGGAUUCCCAGCUUUCAGUGGAAUUGCCCGAUUGACUUGGCUCAUUGACCUCUUUGGAGACCUCACUGUUACUUCUGCCACCAGAGAAGAGCAGAAGGAUACGAAUUAUUCCCGAAUGACCGUUCAUUUUCAGACGGCAAACAAGAAACCUCUGACUUGGAUUGAAGAAAGAGGACCAGGGAUGAGACGUGAAAAAAUCAACUUCUGUUUCACCAGUGGUUGCCUGGAGAACUUCCCUCAAGCCCCAAGGUCUGCUGUGGGUCUUUUCAUGCAGGAUCAGAACCUCUUUGCCAAAAAACUGCUGGGCCAGGUAUCCAAGGAGGAGCUGGCUGCCGAGAAAUGGCGAAUUUUGCGGUGUCUUGACCUUGCUGAGACAAUCCAGCAACACUGUGAACAGCCAGAGAAAAUCUGUUCCUAAGGCCGCUCUUACAGAAGGAGGAAUGGGGCAAACAGGAAAGCUUUAGGUCUAGAGCUCAGUGUUGCCAUCAAGCAGUUGCUAUUUCUGUUUCAUUACAUUCUCUUUGACUAGAUGUGAUACCUAGGCUCUCUGUGUGGGCUGGAGAGCCUGGGCCAUACCCUGUGCCUUCUGCUGUUUGCUGGAACAAAACAACAUGUUACCCUGCUCCAAUGUAUUGCUGUACUUACAGGCAGGUAGGAACCUAGCAGCAGCAAGCUUUCUUGUGGUUGCUCCCGAUCAAUUCAGUUGGAAAUGUCCCUGAGAGCAGAUCUUGGAGGACUGCAAAUACUUGACAUGAUUUUCCUUCCUGUGGAUUUUUUCUCCUCUAUUUGGGUAUGUCUGAAAAUGAGAGACAUAUAACAUUACCUAGAAUGAAGUUUUAGAUGAGUUUUCCACCUCUUGAACUUGUGCCACCACAAGGUAUUAAGAAAAAAUAACUAAUGUGCUCCUGGAAAUAGUAAAAUUCAUUAAAAAUAGUGAUAAAAUUAGAAUAGAACUGUAAAAAAUGGAGCAAUUUGCAAAUAUAGCCAUGCAAUUAUGGAGUAUCACACCUGUGGGGAUGGGUGUUUAGCAUUUUACAGUAGUCCCAGGGUCACAUAUGAAGACUCUGUCAUUUUCCUAAUGAAAAACUUUAAGGAGGAGUCUAAGCAGUGCACAAAGCUAUUAACGAUUUCUGUUUGCCUUUUACUUUCUAAUUACAGCAUCUUCCUAUGCUCUAUUAAUAUAGCAGCAAACUUUGGUCUGCACAGUUGUUCUUUCAAACACACAAUCAUCACGUCUUUACUACAUUAUCACUUCAGCAAUUUUUAAUGAGGGAGCGUAUGUGUUAUGAAUGUAUACAUAAUUAGAACCACUCAAUACUGAUGGAAAAAGGUCUUUCUUUAUUUCAAUCAUGUUCAUUCAGAAGUUGGUUAUAGUUCAGUUAGAGUUUGAAAUGGGGAAGGAAAGACUGCAAUUUUUUUCCAAAUCAGAUUUUAGGAGCAGUUAGAGCUUGAUAUGGGAAUGCAUACGAGAUUUGUUUAAAUCUUUUCUAUCUGUUAAAAUCAGCAAAAAGCCUCUUACUGACUCCAGUGGAUUUGAAAUCCCUGUGGGUCGCCAGCAGAUCUGUGCAGGCAGACCAUGUGCUUGUUCACCCAAAGGGACACACCUUCCUGAGCAUUCACAGCGACUUCUUUACCAGUGUAAUGGACAUUGCCUGGGCAGACCUGAUGCUGUACGAGUCGGAAGGAUUUUAUUCCGAUGGCAUUCAUGGCAAAAUACAAAAAGUCCAUAUUGGAUCAAAGUGAAAUUAAAAUCUGUUGUGUAUGUGUAUCUGCUGUGUGUGGCAGCACACAAGAUUUCCUGUUUCUUGACAGACUCCUUGGCUGUGAAUGUGGGGUGAAUACCACUUGCCAAUUCACAACGGGUAGUCAGGGAGGGAUGGCAAAGGCAAGGGAGACUUCGUGCUCCCAUCUGUAAGCACAAAAACUGGCCCCCAAGGCUCCCUGGGCCCACUCUGCAGUUACUGGCGAGGGCUGUAGAGCGCUGUAUUCCUCCAGGGAAUAAAGAAUAAAUUCAUGGGAGUUCUGUAGAGCAGCAGCAUAACCAUGCAGUGAAUCAUCCUCUGGAAGAUGCCUGUUUCAGUAGCGAGCACCUGGGGAAAUUAGCUGUUUAAUUUGAGCUAGUGGAGGCAGGUUCUGGGUAUCUGUGCUCUCCUCCAUCCCCACCGUUCCUCCCAGUGAACCGGCUUGCCUUGCUGUCUGCUCUGCACUUGGGGGACCCUGGAGUGUUAAAUUGCUUUUUCUUCAGCACUGUGAAUUUGCUGAUGUACCACCAUGGUUUGUAUACAAGAGCUACUGGAUGUCAAGCUUCAAACUUAUAUAGUGUUUAACCAGAUGUCAAAUGCACCAAUAAAAGGAUUGGA